This is a messenger RNA of Paraglomus occultum, 444 nucleotides long. Lineage: Eukaryota; Fungi; Glomeromycota; Glomeromycetes; Paraglomerales; Paraglomeraceae. The record is from the annotation of a GenBank genome assembly.
AUGUCACCAAAAAAUUCAGUCUUGAUCUUCUUCUUCCUGGCGCUAUUGCUUCCUUUAUCUUUGGUUGCUAAACCAGUUGCACGAGUUAACGGUGAUGUUGCGUACUCUUCUUUUACCACACCUAAUGGCUAUAUUCAAUACUCUGAACAAUUGACAAAGACAACCAUAGUCGGGAAAUGGAAUGAUGGAUUUACUGAUCCCAACUGGGCUAACUACAAAAUCUUGAUUGUGAACACUGCUACUCCCAGCACAGUGCUAUACGAUUUAACGCCUUUGUUCGCAGGCCCUAAACCAGUGCUCAUUCAAAAUGGCGGGACUGCCGGUUGGAGAUUUGACAUUACCGGACACUUACUUCGCCAGUGGAAUAAGCAGACAAUGCUUAUUAAGUAUAAGGGUAAUCCACUUGGUUCGGCACUUAUUAAUGGCCUUUGGGUGGGUGCUUAA